Messenger RNA from Serpula lacrymans var. lacrymans S7.9, 2639 nucleotides. RefSeq lists its product as uncharacterized. The record is from RefSeq and is a predicted model, not a curated record. Bases 25 to 1308 code for a protein of 427 amino acids. NCBI's taxonomy places the organism in Eukaryota, Fungi, Basidiomycota, Agaricomycetes, Boletales, Serpulaceae. The transcript has 3 exons.
GCCAGGUCCUUAGCAUCCACCAUCAUGGGCUCAACUCUCAGCGACAUUUCUUCACAAAACGCCCUGACUGCCGCUGUCGUCGCCGGCGUACUGGUAUUUGGAUAUCUUUCAUACUCACCCAAAUCCCCGGCUGCCCAGCCCACCGCUGUUACUGCGACUCCGGCUGGCAAGGGAAAGAAGAAGAAGAAACAAGUUGCGUUGACAAAGAGCCCAGAACAUUCCGACAACAUGGGCAAAAUGCAGGACAAGUCGUCUAAGAACAGCCUAGUUGUAGAACCGGCCGUCGUCGCAACCCCAGCGUCCAUUCCUGGCGAAUUUACUGAAACCGGGACAGUCGCCGAACAGCCGACACCAAAGUCAAAGAAGGGAAAGAAGAAGAAAUCCAAAGGUGUGAGGGGGGAGUCUUCAGCGGGAAAGAAUGUCUCUUCCCAGCCCGACCAUUCCGAUGAUGCAUCAGGCACUUCCACAGACCUGAAUUCCCUGCCCACAUCGAAACAGAAACGGCCCUCUCCGCCCGCCGCUGCACCGAUUCCCCAGCUAAAAUCAUCCCCUUCUUUUGAUACCGAUAGUUCCUGGACACGUGUCGAGUCCCAUCCGCGACCUACAAAACGCUCCUCCCAGGAUGCCUCUAAUCAGCUGGGUGUCUCAACGGAGUUCGCUAGUAGUGAUGCUGGCGUUACAAGCUCUGCUACAGGCAACUCUUCUCCUGUUACCGAACGCACAGACGAUAGUGCCUCCGCAAUCGUGGAUGCAGACGCGCCCGGAUCUACAGGGGUAAAUCGAAGAACUCUCGCUGAGAGGCUUCUCCCGAAACCGAGAAAAACUGGUGUUGCAGACAUGCUAGAAGAACCAGAUUAUCCCGGCGUAGCUCGCAUCAUGCGAGUGCAGCCUCGGCCCGGAGAGAAGCCGGCGACAGGCUUCUCAUGGGCAGAUUACGAAGACGUCCAUGUUGACGACGGGAGUGCUGGUUUACAUGAUGCAGACGGAGAAGAUGAAGCUGAAUGGGGCGUUGUGAAGAGCAAAAGUCGCUCUAAACCGAACCGUGCAGAGGCUACGUCCGUAUCCUCAACUCAGAAGGCCCCAGAUACGAUGACGAAACGACAACGACAGAACGCGAAUAAGCGCGAAGCGGAGAAAGCAGCGAAGAGUGAGGUUGAGUCCCAGCGGCUGGCUACCCUCGCAAAACACAAGCGUGACUUGGAGCGUGAACGGAUCAUGGAACAAUACUCACGUAAAGGUGGUGCAAAGACUCUGGGAGGAGGCAUGCAGGCUACCGUUGACGAACGGGGCAAAUUGGUUUGGGAAUAACCAUGUUUCUUUUAGGACAUUUCCCCGUUUUUUCCCCUUGUCUUACCGUUGUGGCAGAUAGAAGUUGUAGUUAUUUUAACGGUCGAGGCUUGCAGUUGAUACCCGGAUUGAGCUAUGCAUUACAACAUUAUAUUUCGUCAAAGCAUGCAAGACAGUAAGAUCCAACUACACUGAUAUCUGAUAUAGUACAUAUAGGAGUCUUUCCCGUUUCACGAUGGCUGAAGAGGGGUAUAAAGCGGAGAAAAAAUAUUGUGGGGACAGUAGAAAGCUACAAGUGGUCAACGUAAGCACGCCAAUGAUUUCUGCACGUAAAAAAGCCUUGAAGCCAAACUAGGAUGUACAAGAAUAUAAUACAGAGUCCGGAAAUGACAGCGGGAAAAAACGCUGUCUCGUUGUGAAGUCAUGUCGCCAGAACAAGAAAAUUUACGGAGCAUUACCGCUCUCUGAUAUCAUAGCUAGGUCCGUGUGUCCGCUCCUUGGACUCGCCUACAUCUCGCCCAGGCUGAAGACUAGGGAGAACAAGGGGUGGAUCACUAUAUCGUCGAGAGAACCCAUGAGGAACAUGUAGCGACAUGCCUGGUCCAGGCACGAUAGUGUUCUCCAUGAGAACAUCGGACGAGCUGCUAGCGACCGAUGUUUCCACUGUCGCAGGGCGGUGGUGCGUACCCGUCGUCGUGCCACUGGGCCUUUCCAAGCCUCUGGUUGUGGGCGCAGACGCUCGCCCAGUAACGUGAGCGUCUGCGCGUGGCAGUUUUUUGACUGGGCAUCGACAUUGUAAGGAGAGGUGAUAGAAGCGAGGGAUAGUGGAGAUUGUUUCAGAGUUGUGGGAGAUUUGGGAUCGGAGAGGCGGCGAACUCCUGGUGGAGGAAGAGGCUGUAUAGAUGUAUGUGACAGGACAGAUGGUGGGCCAUGUGGGGUCCUGGAUGUGAAACUACGCGGAGAUUCAGCUCUGGGAUAGCGAUGUGGUGGCUGGGGUUGUUCUUGAGUGAAUGAUGAUGAUAACGGCAUGCCUUGCUGAUAUAACAUGGUAUUUGUGGAAUGACCCGGCUGGAACGGGCUGACAGCGUCUGAGGGUGCCCCUGGAAUGUCUGCGGGCAUUGCAUACAGAGGCACGUUAACUGGUCCGGGAGGCACGGAGAAAAAACGUGAAACCACCGUUUCCAGGUGGAUAAAUCUGGCUUUCAGUUCCUCAUACUCAGCUCUACUCCUGGACUUGAGAUCUUCGUAUUCUGCUCGGCUAACAUACUUAUCUCUAGAAUUUUGUUUUCCCCGAUAAAAUAGAAAAUCGACAAAAUGAGUUUAUGCCAAAGCCAAUAUAAAAGCAAGAACAU